AUGUCGCGGAGCCAGUCGAGUCUGAGUUUGAACCAGUUCGACGGCGUUAAAGAUGAUAUCGCAGCAACCUCGGCUUCGCCCGCCCCGCCGCCGGGGAGUGCCAUGUCUGGCCCUAUAAAUCUGUCUGGCCUGGUGUGUAAUGUGCGUAGGACGACCGGUCGAGAGCCUCGUGCUUUGGUUGGCGCAACGACAACUAUCCUGGGGGAUAAGCUAUACGUCUUCGGAGGCCGCGUGCUGUCGCGAUCAAAUCCACAGCUCACAUCUGAUCUAUACGAACUAGACCUAAUCCGCAGACAUUGGACAAAACUGGAAACAUCGGGCGACAUACCACCCCCUCGGUAUUUUCAUAGUAUGUGUGCCGCUGGCGAUACGAAACUUGUAUGCUUUGGAGGAAUGUCCCCAGCAACCGGCAGCGAGACAGUGCAAGGAAACAACCAAACCGGUCAAGAUACACAAGCCGAGGUCAAAGUCAUGGCGGAUAUUCACGUUUACGAUGUGCUCAUGCGAACCUGGACCCGUGUUGCCCCCAAGGACUCUAUACAAGGCCGCUAUGCUCAUUGCGCUGCGAUCCUACCGUCCAGUACCUGCUUCACAUCAGCUAAUGCGCCUUUAUCCGCCAUCCACAGGAAUCCAUCUUCGACCAAUCCGCACCAGGGGACGCUUGGCCCUGACAUCGACGGACUGGGUGGCGCUGAAAUGGUCAUUGUCGGUGGUCAGAAUAGCUCCAACCACUACAUAGAGGAAAUCAGUGUCUUCAACCUCCGCAGUCUCAAAUGGACAUCUACAAGCCCUUUAGGUAGAAGUUGUGGUGCCUAUCGCAGUGUUGUUGCACCACUAAGCAACAUGAAUGUGUCGGAAUUGGGGAUUACAGCGGAAGACCCAGAGGCCGUGGGCCAGCCAAUUGAAAGUCCAGAGCGGGGUUCGCCUAUGCUGAUAUAUUCUAACUACAACUUCUUGGAUGUCAAGUUAGAGCUGCAAGUACGACUCCCGGAUGGUCGACUGGUAGAGAAACCCAUGGUUGGCGGUGUUUCCCCUCCUGGCUUGCGUUUUCCCAACGGGGGAAUCAUCAACAAUCAUUUUGUCGUCAGCGGGACUUAUCUCACCUCUUCCAAACAAGAAUACUCUCUGUGGGCUCUUGACUUAAGGUCACUUACUUGGAGUCGUGUUGAUGCUGGCGGAACAGUCUUCAGCAACGGUAGCUGGAAUAGAGGUGUUCUUUGGGAAAGGCGCAAUACGUUUGUCAUUCUAGGAAACCGGAAGCGAAGUUUAGUGGACGAUUAUAAUCAUCGGCGGAUCAAUUUCUCCCAUUUGUGUAUGGUCGAAUUGGAGGCAUUUGGAUUGUACAACAAUCCUUGCCGCACAGCUCCUACCUCUGGCUAUGUGUCAGUCAGCUCCCCAGCAGUCCCAGCAUCAUUGCAGGCGAAGCUGGCUCAACUCACAUCUGGCGGUCGGCCAUUCUCUGCUGCAUCGGACGAGUUGGGUAAAGUAGCAUUUUCCAUGCGUGAAAUGGCCGACAUGGAUCUUCAAGCUCUCGGAGGCGAACGCAUUCCCGUCAACUCGCGUAUUUUAGCUCGUCGAUGGGGCCCUUUUUUCAUCCAAAUACUCCGCGAAUCAUCGGACCCCGGUAUAUCAGAUUCUGCAACUCUGCGUGGUGCUGGUGGAUUCGGGCCAAGUCGCAACUCGAGCAUUACUAUCACGCCUUCUCUAGACUCCUCCAACGGCAGUUACUCCAAUGCCAGCACAUUAGUCAGUGGCAACAGCUCAUCAUCUGCCCAUUCAAGUCUACUAGCAAAUUUGGACAUCCCGUCCGCCCAUUCUAUUGCUCCAACAACGCGUCCACGAGUGUUAUAUCUACCACACACGCUACAAACAGUCAGACUGUUGGUUUACUAUCUAUACACCUCGUCACUACCUCCUGCCAGCUCUCCACUCUGUACACCACAAAUCCUCUGCUCUGUCUUGCAAUUAGCCAGGCCAUACCAGGUCGAUGGAUUAUUAGAAGCAACUGUUGAACGUCUCCACGAAGUUUUAGACGGCCGUAAUGCCGCUGCGGUAUUCAACGCAGCGGCCAUGGCCGCAGGUGGUGGUCGUGGAACUGGAUUCGUCAGUGGACUGGGCGGCACUUUGGAAGUCUUGAACGGCACACAGACCCCAAGUGACUCAUUUGCUAGCGAUGGCAUCUUUGGUGGCUUGCAGGGCCCUAUCGCCUCGGAUUCCUCUGACACGGAACUCGGUCGACACAGCCGCAUUGAUUCCCUUGGCACCUCCAAACAACUUCCGCUACGCAUCAACACCGGUAUGUCUCGUUCGCAGAAUGGCGACUACGAUGAUUCCUUCAGCGAAGCCAGCACAAGCGCAACAUCCUCCAACAACAGUUUCAGCCAGGCUGACUCGGAUACGCUUGACGAAGGCGGUACCACCUCUCGCCUACCCAGACAACGACGAGGAACCGACGCUGAGGCGACGGGACGACAGAUCUGGACUGGCGAUGUUAGCAGUGUUAUUGGGUUGCAGAAGAGAGGGUUGCGAGGGUUGAUGGAAGGUCGGAGAAUGCGCGAGCGUGGUGGUGGGAAUUCCGGAGUCCCUGCAGCACCUUCCAGUGUAGACACUACAGGGUCUGGAGAGGCCCAUAUGAACUGA
Molecule: messenger RNA, 2640 nt
Organism: Talaromyces proteolyticus
Lineage: Eukaryota; Fungi; Ascomycota; Eurotiomycetes; Eurotiales; Trichocomaceae
Product: putative regulatory protein Ral2
Exons: 1
Coding region: 1-2640 (879 amino acids)
Biological process (GO): cell redox homeostasis
Cellular component (GO): cytosol; mitochondrion
Molecular function (GO): protein binding
Source: RefSeq, a predicted model, not a curated record